This is a messenger RNA of Benincasa hispida (wax gourd), 1996 nucleotides long. The record is from RefSeq and is a predicted model, not a curated record. NCBI's taxonomy places the organism in Eukaryota, Viridiplantae, Streptophyta, Magnoliopsida, Cucurbitales, Cucurbitaceae.
CAAAAAAAUUUAGCAGAUGGCUCAUUUGCCGCCCGAAUCACAGUCUAACAAAAUCUUGUCCGCAAUCAUCAUCGACUUCUUUAGCAAACAAAUUCAAGAAGAAAAAUUAUGAACAGUUUCAAUUCUACUUCGAAUUCUGUCUUCUCCUUCUUGUCGCUUCGUGCGGCUGGAGUCUGGAGCAGAAAUGAAGAGGUGCAGAAAUGGCGAACUGUGGGAUUUUGAGCACGAGAUUCUUGGCGGAGAUGAUAUUAUACUUGGAAUCGAUGGCGGUACCACUUCUACCGUUUGCGUUUGUAUUGCUCUCUCUGAUCGUCGAGUUGUUUCUCCUUCAAUGUCUUGUCCUAUGCUCGCUCGUGUUGUUGGUGGCUGCUCAAAUCAUAAUAGUGUUGGCGAAACUGCUGCGAGGGAAACACUGGAGCAAGUUAUGGCGGAGGCACUUUCAAAGUCUGGUUCAAUUCGAUCUUCAGUUCGAGCUGUCUGCCUAGCUAUUUCUGGGGUCAACCAUCCAACGGAUGAACAAAGAAUUUUGGAUUGGCUCAGGGAUAUCUUUCCCUGCCACGUAAACCUAUAUGUUCAAAAUGAUGCUGUGGCGGCUCUUGCAAGUGGCACUAUGGGAAAGCUUCAUGGAUGUGUUUUAAUUGCUGGAACUGGAACAAUUGCUUAUGGAUUCACAGAAGAUGGCCGAGAUGCUCGAGCUGCUGGUGCUGGACCAAUCUUAGGUGAUUGGGGAAGUGGAUAUGGGAUAGCUGCACAGGCAUUAACUGCAAUAAUUAGGGCUAAUGAUGGACGUGGUCCUCAGACAAAACUCACUUAUAGCAUUUUGAAGACACUUGAUCUUUCUUCUCCAGAUGAACUAAUAGGGUGGACAUAUGCGGAUCCAUCCUGGGCUCGAAUUGCUUCUCUUGUUCCAGUUGUUGUAGCAUGUGCUGAGGCAGGUGAUGAGGUUGCUAACAACAUCCUCCUCGAUUCAGUUGAAGAGCUGGCUUUGAGUGUGAAAGCUGUAAUUCAAAGACUCGGCCUAGCUGGUGAAGGCAAUCACCCCCUGUACUUUUCUACAAGUACUCCAGGCUUCUUCUUGUGAAAUGUCUGUAAAAUCUAAAAUGCUCCUAACCUAAAUUUUUUGUCUAAUGAUCGCUUGCAAGUUGCAACUGGCAAGUAAAUAUUUUCUCCACAGUGAGAUUCAAAGUUUGGUGAAGCCCAUUGUGUGAAUUUCUUGAUGAUCAUGCAUUGCUCUAGAUUGUCUUCCGUGCUCUACCAAAAUUGUGAAAUUCAUCCUUCUACUAUCUAGUGUUUUGAGAAGCGAGCUCCCAGAAAAGCCCUACUAGGCGUCUCGAUUAUAAUGAAGCGCCUAGCACUAGUGGUGCAUGCCUUAUUGCCUAAACCACUUUUAAUUUUUAAUUUUUUUGGUUUUGUUAUCUUAUUAUUUUUUUAGGGAAUAUCAUUAUCUUAUUAUUCUACAUAUGUAUUUAUUUUUCAUAUGUAAAUUUUUUAUUACACCUCACCAUAAAAAUAAAUAAAUAAAAAAGAAGAAGAAGAAGAAGAAGAAGAAGAAAAAAAGGCCGUUUGCCUUUCUUUUCCACUCACACUUAAAGCUCCAGAAGACUACGCUUAGGUGUGUCUUAUACAUUUAAAAACACCGUUAGUGCCAAUUAUUUUUGAGCUAGGGCAAACCUUCAGGUAGAUUGUGGAUGGGGUCUUGUUAUUUUGGAUCAUUUGCCGAAUGCUUAACAAAUAUUUACGGGAAUUAGGUAUUUCUCCUCAGUCUUUAUGGGUCGAGAGUCUGUUUCAUAACGUCUUCUGAUUAUAUCUACCCAUAGAUGCAAGUCAUGUAAAGUUUAUUUCUCAUUCAACAUCUUGAAUAUGCUUCAUCAAAAUUCUGUAGUGGCAGGCAUACUAAUCAGCACUCUUUUUCCCCUUAAGAUCUCUUCCUAUUAUUGCUUUCAAUAAUUUAAUCUCUUGAUUUGCGAUCUUCUUCAUCUGUUUGAGUUACAAUCCC